Molecule: messenger RNA, 3747 nt
Organism: Rubroshorea leprosula
Lineage: Eukaryota; Viridiplantae; Streptophyta; Magnoliopsida; Malvales; Dipterocarpaceae
Source: the annotation of a GenBank genome assembly
ACUAGAAGUGCCUAGGGAGGUGUGUUAUAUUUUUGGUAUCAGAGCCAAGGUUUUGCUAAUAUAUUGAUCUGUCAUAUGAGUUAGAGUCUAGUGUCACAGGAUUAGAUUUUGCCUAACCAUUAGUUUUGCACUCUUUGUUUUUAUUAGUACCGAAGAAGAAAGAUGAGUCAAGGAGACAAUACUUCUACUCCUCCUGCUACUGAUGACGUGAGUACCCGAAUGGAUAUAAUGCAAAAGGCCAUUACAGACAUGAGUUCCAUCUUUAGGGAUUAUCUUCAACAUCAAAACAACAAUAAUGCCCCACAAAACACUGGUGGCAAUUCACAGCAAACAGUGGACUCUAGUGAAGGAAAUGAGCAGUUGACAUUGGUGAAGCAAUUUCAGAACAUGAACCCGCCUAGCUUCAAGGGAGUUCCUGAUCCCGAUGUGGCUGAGUCUUGGGUUAAGAAAUUAGAAAAGAUGUUCAAGCUCUUGAAAUGUACUGACGUGCAAAAAGUGGAGCUAGCAGUGUUCACAUUAGAAGGUGAAGCUGAUAAUUGGUGGACAGCUGCUCAAGAUGGGUUUUCUAAGAAGGGGGAGGAGGUUACAUGGGACAAGUUUGUUCAGGCCUUUUAUCGAAAAUAUUUUUCUGCAGCUGUGUUGGAAAGAAAGGAACUGGAGUUUAGGAAUUUGAAGAAGGCAAGGAAGUUUCAAAGAGGGUUGAAAGCCUCCAUUAGGAACAAGGUGGUUCCUCAAAUGCUAAAGACUUAUGAUGAGGUCUUGGCCAUGGCUCAAAUUAUUGAGCAAGAUAUGGAGGAGCAAAAAAUGGAGACUCAUGACUCAAAAGGCAAGGGAAAGGUUAUCAACAACCAGCCUUUCAACAAGAAGCUUGGACAAAGGGGAAAAAGGAAGAUCCCCGAAAGCAACAGACCUAGUUUUGAUUUUUGUAAGAGGUGCGGUAAGAACCAUGGGGGAAAAGAAUGUUAUUGGCAGAUUGGGGCAUGUUUCAAGUGUGGGAAGACUGGCUAUUUGAUCAAGGAUUGCUCGGUUCUCAAGGGAGCAAGUCACCAGCUAAAGGAUCAAGAUAAUAAGAAGCCCAAGGUUCAAGGAAGAGUUUUUUCCAUCACAGAACAACAAGCUCAAAACACUCCUACAGUUAUAAAAGGUAAAAUACCUAUCUCUUUUGGGAAUGCCUAUGUGUUGAUUGACUCUGGAUCUACCCACUCAUUUGUGUCACCUAAGUAUGUGCUAUUUUUGCAUGUGGAGCCUGAAACCCUUGAUUGUGUGCUUGUGGUGAAUACUCCUUCUAAGGAGGUUUCAACAUCAAAAACCAUUUAUAGAUCUUGUAGAGUUAUGGUAGAGGGUAGAGUUUUGCUUGCCGAUCUGAUUUUGUUAGAAAUAGUGGAAUUUGAUGUCAUACUUGAUAUGGAUUGGUUGUCUACCCAUUAUGCCAUGGUUGAUUGUUAUGAAAAGGUGGUUGCUUUUUCCGCUCCUAACCAGCCUAUGAUUCGGUUUGAAGGAGAAAAAGUUGGAUCAUUUCCAUUACUUGUUUCUUGCAUGCAAGCUGAUAAAAUGUUGCAGCAUGAGUGUUAUGGAUAUCUGGCAUAUGUUUUUGAAUCUAAAGACAAGCCGAUGUCUGUAGAAGGAAUUUGGGUAAUGGAAGACUUUCCUGAUGUUUUCCCUAAGGAGUUGCCUAGGUUGCCUCCAAAUAGGGAGAUUGAGUUUACUAUAGACAUUGUGUCUGAUGGCUCUCUUAGAUUGUGCAUUGACUAUAGACGGUUGAAUCAAGUCACCGUCAAGAACAAAUAUCCUUUGCCAAGGAUUGAUGAUUUGUUUGAUCAGUUACAAGGGGCUCGUGUCUUUUCUAAAAUUGAUCUUAGAUCGAGUUAUUAUCAACUAAAUGUUAAACCCGAGGAUGUGAUGAAGACUAUUUUUAGGAGCAGAUAUGGGCACUACGAGUUCUUGUUUGUCAUUGUCUUCAUUGAUGACAUUCUUAUCUUUUCUCCUGAUGAAGAGAGCCACAAAGAGCAUCUUGCCAUUGUAUUGCAGAUUUUGCGAGAAAAGAAGUUAUAUGAGCAAAGCUUUCAAGAGUUGAAGAACAGAUUGGUCACAGCACCAAUUCUUGCUAUUCCCGACAAUGGAGGAAACUUUGUGGUAUAUACUGAUGCUUCUCACAAAGGCUUAGGUUGUGUACUUAUGCAACAUGGACGGGUGAUAGCUUAUGAGUCUAGACAGCUCAAGACACAUGAGAGGAAUUACCCUACACAUGAUUUAGAACUUGCUGCCAUAAUUUUUGCACUUAAGUUGUGGAGGCACUAUUUGUAUGGAGAAGAGUUUGAGAAAUCAACUGGCACUUUAACAAGCUUAAUGGUGAUGGAGUGGAAACUCCUAGAAGAAUUCAAGAAUUUGAAUGUCAGUGGAAAAAGCUCCAAAAUGGGUCUUCAUAUUUCGGAUGAUGGAAUCAUAAGACUUGGGGAUAGAAUUUGUGUUCCAUAUGAUGAAGGGCUGAGGACAGAAUUGCUCCAAGAAGCACACAAGUCACACAAGUCCAAUUAUACCAUUCAUCAUGGGAGUACCAAAAUGUAUCAUGACUUAAAAGAGACAUUCUGGUGGAAAAGCAUGAAGAAGGAUGUGGCUAAAUAUGUGUCCAAAUGCUUGACUUGUCAAGUGGUAAAAGCAGAGCACCAGAAGCCAGGAGGGCAACUUCAACCUUUGCCUAUACUGGAGUGGAAGUGGGAAGCCAUCUCAAUGGACUUCAUUGUGGGAUUGCCGAAGAUGAAAAGGCAAUUUGAUGCAAUUUGGGUGAUUGUGGGCAGAUUAACAAAGUCAGCUCACUUUUUGGCUAUAAAACAAAAAGACCCAUUAGACAAGUUGGCCAAGCUUUAUGUCCAGGAGAUUGUUAGACUCCAUGGGGUCCCAAUGAGCAUUGUAUCAGACAGAGAUCCAAGGUUUACUGCAAGAUUUUGGAGAUCUUUCCAGAAAGCCAUGGGAACUCAAUUGAAAUUAAGCACAGCAUACCACCCACAAACCGAUGGGCAAUUUGAGAGGACUAUUCAAGUGCUCGAAGACAUGCUAAGAACUUGUGCAUUAGAUUUGCCUGAGAGUUGGGAUGAUCAUCUUCCAUUGGCAGAGUUUGCUUAUAAUAACAGCUAUCAUUCCAGUAUCAAAAUGGCACCUUAUGAGGCUCUUUAUGGCAGGAGAUGUAGAACUCCAAUUUGUUGGGCAGAAGUUGGCUAUGGAAGGGUGUCACCAACUAAGGGAGUGUAUCGGUUUGGUUUGAAAGGCAAACUCAGUCCGAGAUACAUUGGCCCGUUUGAGAUUCUUGAAAGUGUAGGUGAAGUGACUUAUAGAAUUGCAUUGCCUCCAGAAUUGUCAAAUGUGCAUAAUGUAUUUCAUGUUUCGGUUUUGAGGAAGUAUGAGCUAGAUCCUUCACAUGUCAUAAACUAUGAACCAUUAGAGUUGAAGGAAGAUUUAAGUUACACCGAACAACCAAUACAUAUUUUGGAUAGGAAAGAAAAAGUUUUGAGGAACAAGAUUGCGUCCUUAGUGAAAGUGUUGUGGCGGCAUCAUUCUGAGAAUGAAGCUACAUGGGAACUUGAAAGCCAGAUGAGGGGGCAGUAUCCAAAUCUAUUUUGGUAAGCUAAAUGAUUUGGUGGGCCAAAUCCUUUUAAGGUGGGGAUGAUGUAACACCCCACAUACCUUAGUGAAUAAUUUAAAAAUUAGUGUCCUUUAGUUUAUAGUUUUAGGGAUUAAAUUGAUUGAAUUUAA